CCCGCGAAUCGGAGGGUGUGUGGCUCUUUGCGGAAAGAUGGGACAUUAACUUGAAUAGUUUUUUCCUCCUGGCCUCAAAUCCAUCUUUCUUUGCUUGUUUGCAUCUAUUGUACCGUGUUUAUUCGUUAUUCUGUCAUUUUUGGGAUUUCUCUUCUACAAAAAACGCUUUGUAGAACAAAUUUAAGGUUGUUUCCGGUUGAACUUCGUGGUUUCCAGUCUGUGCAUGUUAUCCAUCUGCGGGCUGAGAAGCUGACAUUAGGUUAAGGAUGAGGAAGAAGCUGCUGCUGGAUGUGGACUGUGGUGUGGACGAUGCGCAGGCCAUCAUGAUGGCCCUGGCCGCCCCAAAUGUGCAGGUCGUGGGCAUCACCUGUGUGCACGGAAACACCUCAGUGGAGAAUGUGUGUAAAAACGUGCUGCGAGUCCUGCAAGCCUGCAAUCGCUUGGAGAUUCCAGUGUUUAAAGGUGCUGCUAAGCCGAUUCUUGGUGACAGCGGCAUCAGUGCGGGCCACUUCCAUGGGAAGGAUGGCCUGGGUGACGCUCCGGACUGCAACGCUCCGGGUCUGGAGUUGGUUCAGAAGGAAAACGCGGUGACUGCUAUAAUCAGGAUUGUAAACGAGAACCCAGGAGAGGUAUCUCUGGCUGCCACAGCACCCCUCACCAAUUUGGCUCUGGCUAUGAGGAUGGAUCCAUCUCUGCCGAGCAAACUCAAAGCCCUCUACAUUAUGGGAGGCAACACUGAAUCCCGAGGAAACACUACAGUGUGUGGCGAGUUUAAUUUUACUGCAGAUCCAGAGGCUGCAUACGUCGUGCUAAACGAGUACCACUGCCCCACCUACUUGGCUUGCUGGGAGUUCACCUGCCACAGCAUGCUGUCCUGGGAGUUCUGCGAUGAGUGGUUGGCGCAGGAAACCAGUAAAGCUCACUUCAUGAAAAAAAUCUUCCGCUACAGCUACGAGAUAUCACAAACUGAACACUUCCAGAAAGAGUUCGUCGCUGGUUCGGGUUUCAUUUCCUGCGACUCGUACGCCGUGGCCGCAGCCAUAGAUGAUUCGUUCAUCAUAGAAAGCGACUAUUAUCCAGUUAGCGUGGAGUUGACAGGCACCCACACCAGAGGCAUGAUGAUAGUGGACACUGUGGGUUUCCUGAAGAAUGCUCGCAAGGUUUUUCUAAUGAAGAAGGUGGACUUGGAGAAGUUCAAGCAGAUGAUGAUGGCAGCUUUACAGUAACAGCUCGCUCACUCCAUUUGAAAUCAACCAAAUCUUGA
Messenger RNA from Archocentrus centrarchus (flier cichlid), 1264 nucleotides. Its product is annotated as inosine-uridine preferring nucleoside hydrolase. NCBI's taxonomy places the organism in Eukaryota, Metazoa, Chordata, Actinopteri, Cichliformes, Cichlidae. Gene Ontology annotation, molecular function: hydrolase activity, hydrolyzing N-glycosyl compounds. The transcript is spliced from 7 exons. The coding region runs from base 267 to 1226 and encodes 319 amino acids. The record is from RefSeq and is a predicted model, not a curated record.